Molecule: messenger RNA, 1102 nt
Organism: Coccinella septempunctata (seven-spotted ladybird)
Lineage: Eukaryota; Metazoa; Arthropoda; Insecta; Coleoptera; Coccinellidae
Product: phospholipid hydroperoxide glutathione peroxidase-like
Exons: 2
Coding region: 577-1080 (167 amino acids)
Biological process (GO): response to oxidative stress
Molecular function (GO): glutathione peroxidase activity
Source: RefSeq, a predicted model, not a curated record
AGGUCUAUCAAUUCGUACCAAAAAACUUCAUAUUUAUUUCAUAUCACGUUGUAUGAGGGGAUUAAGCAUGAAUGAAGUUGUUUACAGUGGUUUUCCCUUUGUUAUUUAUAGAUAAUUCCGACGUUAAAAAGUUAAUAACAACAUUCGUCUGUAUAAUUCUGAAUACCGAAAAUGUUUAAUUUACAAAACCACGAAUAUUAUCGCUGAAAAAUUGGAAAACUUUUGUGUUGAACAUGUAAACAUACAAAAAAAUAUAAUUUUUCGAUUUUUUCAUGGAAUCAUAAAAGUCCGUUACUUCUUCAGAAUUGAUAUUAUAUAUUCGGUUUUCUGUAAUAUUAACGAAUAAUUCGAAUUAGAUUUUUCUCCUUGAAAUACUAGAUUUACCAGAAUUGCAGAAGGGAAAAGUACAUGUUUUGGUAGAUAAGACUUAUUGCUAAAGUGAUGUAAAAUAUUCAAAGAAUUGGAGAAUUCAAAAAUAAACAGGGGAGUAGACGUUGAGUAGCAAGAUCAUUAUCAAGCUGAAAUAGAUAGAAGAAAUCAAAGGUCCACUCGCAACUCGAAGCUGAACCACACAGAAUGUCCGGGGUAGAUUACAAAGAAGCCAGAUCCAUCUAUUAUUUCACCGUGAACGACCUGAAUGGCGAACCUGUGUCCCUGGAGAAAUACGAGGGCCACGUUUGCAUCAUCGUCAACAUCGCCAGCGAGUGCGGCCUAUCCAAGACCCACUUCGAGGAGCUGAAGGAGCUCCAUAAGCGAUACGCCGAGAGCAAGGGUUUGAGAAUUUUGGCGUUUCCUUGCAACCAAUUCGCUAGGACCGAACCCGGUGACAGAUCUAACAUCAAGCAUUACGUCAAGACGCUAAACUUACCUUUCGACGUUUUCGACAAGAUACACGUGAACGGGAAGGAUGGAUCGCCUCUGUGGAAGUAUCUGAAAUUGCAUCAAGGUGGCGUUUUGGGGGAUUUCAUCAAGUGGAACUUUACGAAGUUUAUCGUCAACAAGGAGGGGCAGCCUGUUGAAAGGUUUGGGCCUAAUACGAGCCCCAACGAGCUGGUUGAUUCGUUGAAGAAGUAUUGGUAAAUGCAACAUGUAAUUCUUCUUG